GUUCCCAGCCAGCUCCUCUCCAUGCAUCUGUCUUGAGAGCUGGUACGCCACGCAUACCUCAACGCCCGAUUUUGUUGGCUAGCAGCAGAUUUUUGUCAACCGAAGCUACAUCUGAGGAAGUGGACGAUGAUUAUCACACCAUUAUUAAGGACACAGAAAGAGGAAAAGGUCCAUCUGAUACCCACGAGUUUCAAGCUGAGACAAGGCAACUACUGGACAUUGUAGCAAAGUCUCUGUAUUCUGAAAAAGAGGUAUUCAUCAGAGAGUUGAUAUCCAACUCAAGUGAUGCUUUGGAGAAACUGAGGUACUUUGAGUUAACUGGUGCCCAAGUGGAUGAUAAGGAGGUGCCCCUUGAGAUUCAUAUUGCCACCAAUGAUGACAAAAAGACAUUUACUAUUCAGGAUACUGGAAUUGGACUCACCAAAGAGGAGUUGCUGGAGAACCUGGGAACAAUAGCAAGAUCUGGAUCAAAGGCAUUUUUGGAAGAGCUGGCAGACAAGUCGAAAGGAGACGUCAGGAGUUCUCUGAUUGGUCAGUUUGGCGUUGGUUUCUACUCCACUUUCAUGGUGGGCGACAAGGUUGAUGUGUACACAAAGUCCUACCAGCCGGGAUCUACUGCUUACAAGUGGUCAUCAGAUGGAUCUGGGAAGUAUGACAUUUCUGAGGCCGAGGGUGUACAAAGAGGGACCAAGAUUGUGGUUCAUCUGAAAGGAGACUGCUAUGAUUAUGCCAAAGAGGAUAUCAUAACAGAGGUUGUCAAGAAGUACAGCAAUUUUGUUGGAGUUCCAAUCUAUCUCAAUGGGAAAAGAGCAAACAUUGUUCAGGCUUUGUGGACAAUGGAGCCAAGGGAUGUCACUGAGGACAUGCACGAGGAGUUUUACCGCUACAUCGGCAAUGUGUACGACAAGCCAAGAUAUCACCUUCACUACAAGACUGAUGCGCCACUCAAUAUCAGAUCUUUGUUUUAUGUGCCAGAAUAUAAGCCAACAAUGUUUGACAUGAGUCGGGAGACGGACGUGGGUGUGGCCCUGUACAGUCGCAAAGUGCUCAUCAUGGCCAGGGCUAAUCAUGUGCUCCCAAAGUGGUUGAGAUUUAUGAAAGGUGUGGUGGACAGUGAGGACAUUCCCCUCAACUUGAGCCGAGAGCUGCUGCAGGACAGCAAUCUGAUCAGAAAGCUUCGUCAAGUCUUGACCAACAGAAUAUUGAAGUUCUUUGUGGACCAAGCCAAGAAAAACCCCUUGGCAUACAGGGAAUUCUAUGAUGACUAUGGGCUGUUCUUCAGAGAGGGAAUUGUUACCACUGCUGAGCAAGAUCAAAGAGAGGAUAUCGCAAAAUUGUUGCGGUUCGAAUCUUCCAAACUGAACUCAGGCGAACUGACAAGCCUGGAGGAGUAUGGCGAGAGAAUGAAGGCAGGGGAGAGAACUAUCUACUUUCUGUCUGCGCCAAGCCGGCAGCUUGCCGAGACAUCCCCAUACUUUGAAGCUCUAAAGAAACGUGAUAUUGAAGUCCUGUUUCUGUACGAGCCCUACGAUGAGCUGGUGCUCAUGAACCUGGGCCAGUUUGACCGCAAGAAUCUUAAGUCUAUAGAGAACGAGCUGUAUGACGAUAAGGAAGACACGGACACUGUUGAUGAAAAUGAUGCCAACAGUCUGAACAAAGCCCAGGCAGAAGAUUUGAAGGUGUGGCUGAAGUCUGUCCUGCUCAACAAAGUCAACAACAUAAAGGUGACCAAACGUCUGGAAAACCACCCGUGCAUCAUCACAGUGAUGGAGAUGGGCUCGGCCCGGCACUUCCUGCGCACCACGCUUGCCGACAAGAGCCAGGAUGAGAGGCUCCGACUGCUGCAGCCCACGCUGGAGCUCAACCCAAGCCAUCCUCUUGUGGUCAAGAUGAACACGUUGAAGGAUUCGGAUCCAGUGCUGGCCGGUCUCCUGGCUGAGCAG
Molecule: messenger RNA, 1943 nt
Organism: Aplysia californica (California sea hare)
Lineage: Eukaryota; Metazoa; Mollusca; Gastropoda; Aplysiida; Aplysiidae
Product: heat shock protein 75 kDa, mitochondrial
Biological process (GO): protein folding
Cellular component (GO): mitochondrial inner membrane
Molecular function (GO): ATP-dependent protein folding chaperone; ATP binding; ATP hydrolysis activity
Source: RefSeq, a predicted model, not a curated record